Molecule: messenger RNA, 2058 nt
Organism: Suillus paluster
Lineage: Eukaryota; Fungi; Basidiomycota; Agaricomycetes; Boletales; Suillaceae
Exons: 6
Coding region: 1-2058 (685 amino acids)
Source: RefSeq, a predicted model, not a curated record
AUGUCACGCUGUCACAUGAGCGCAUUGCCGCAGGCAUUGCAAUCAAGUGGGUCUUGGGGCGCCAUGGAGAAAUGGCUCAAGGGAAUGGAGAAGGAGGUGGAUGUGGUGGUGAAAGAUACCUGGGUUGAUCUCACCGCACCACACACAGAAGGGAUGAUUCUCAACUACCUUCGACUGAAAGGCGUCCAGGGUGUUACGUGUUUGCUCUUUGAGGGACUUGUUGUUGGCCCUGCUUCACCCACCUCCACUCUUUCAACUUCACGAUCGUCUGGGCAUCGCACUGUCUACAACCGGUCUUUUUGGGGUGUUCCAACACUGGCCUUGGCACACAAGAGCAUGGCUAGGAGCGUCAACAAAUAUGAUCACAGCCAUCCUGUGCCUGAAGGCGUCACCGUACCAAAGCUGGAACCUGUGACUCGUGAAGUUUACCAGGAGCGGAUGCUCACCCGAUCUUGGUUAUAUCCAUUUUGCGCACCCAUAUACGAAUUCAGCUGUGUCUAUGAGGCAUUAGUUGCGAUUGCGGAUUGCAUCCGAUCACAUGGCCAGGCAUUUUCGCCCUACAUCAUCUCAGAGGGUGGCAAUGAGACCGACGAAUUAUUUCCCAUCUCCUUUAUGCAAGCUGACACAUCCAUGUGGAACAUGGGACUUGUUCGUCCAGCGAUGUCAGACUGGGGUUACAUUGAUCAUACCAGAAUUGAUCCAAGCAAUAUUCGACGCGGCCUGUUGUACGAUCAUGCAUUUGCCUCCUGGAAUACGCGAAGCACAUCUAUGAGAGGAAGACCCCCAUCAAAGAUCUUUGCCAAGCAUGCUGGCACCGCUUUAACGCUGUCCUCCCAAGACGAAGCCCUUCACUUUGACGAUUCUCUGGUUCACCAUCCUGCACAUUCUCCUGCUCAUGCUUCGCUUCUUGUGCACCAGCCGCACCAACAAACGUCUCCCCCCAUCCCACAUUCGGACGCACCUUCAAUGUCAAUAAUCCCUUCUGCACCCCCAACUUCCAUGAUCCCUUCUCAACCAGCUUCAACUGCACCUUCACGUGGAAGACGUGGGAUGGGUAAAGGCAAAGGCAAACAAGGAGGACGAAAGGGCACAGAUGGGAGAAAAAGUACCCCUGGUGCUGUCAAUGCCCCUCCCGAUUCCUCUGCUGCUACAUGCAAGCGCGGUUUUGAUAGCAUUUCUCAAGGCAAGCCGGCUGACGGUCCAUCCAAACGACAAGCUCCCCUUCAUCACGUACCGAAGGUGAACAUCAAGCCCAAGCACGUUGUCCAAAGUCUUCAAGUCGACGUUGCUGGCUACAGCUCUUUGAAUAUCGACGAUGACUUAGAACGAUUCAAGGAAAAGGGUGGCAUUUAUGAGCUGACAGGCACUCGAGCUUGGAUGGCCAUCCAGAUGAUGUUCGCACAACAACCAGGCCAAGAUAACAUCCGACGUGAAAUCGCACAUGAUCUGGAAGGUUAUUAUUAUGUGCUCCUCACCCUCGCAUUCAUGUUUGAUGCACCGUACGGAUUGAAGAAAGUUCCACACCCCGAUACAGCUAGCGGAGGGGAGAUGUGGGUCCAUCGUUGGCUUGAGAACACCAUAGAGAAGGAGAUCUGGCAUGAAGCGGUAGAAAAACAACACUAUCCGGCUACUGAUGCAGGGUUCGGUAUGGUGGACGGAGUGUUGGGUAACGACUGGGCAAAUGAGCCUCACUCCCGCAUGCUCGACAUCAUCAACACUGCACUCUUCAAGCUCCAUACUGAUCGUACAUUGGCCCAUCUCUGCCAGCCUCAACAGAUGACCAACGAGUGGGCCAGGGCGGUAGGCGGUGGUGGAUUUGCCAAACGCUCACAGAUGCUCCCUGCCUUGCGCAUGAAUUUGUUGUACCACAAGGAUCGUCAAAAUGCCGAUCUCAAUCUCUUUGCUCGCAUGCCCUGUCCCCCAGUCCAAGAAUGCAAGCUCACGCCUGGUAACUCGUCACAGUACCUGAAAGGCACCGGUGGAAGACAGCGGAUCGCACUUAAUGUAAUGGCCGCGCCUGUGGUGCUGAAGGAACUUCGGAAGGAAUGGGCAUCUUAG